Messenger RNA from Penicillium daleae, 3222 nucleotides. RefSeq lists its product as uncharacterized. The coding region runs from base 1 to 3222 and encodes 1073 amino acids. The transcript is spliced from 5 exons. NCBI's taxonomy places the organism in Eukaryota, Fungi, Ascomycota, Eurotiomycetes, Eurotiales, Aspergillaceae. The record is from RefSeq and is a predicted model, not a curated record.
AUGGCCACUCGCACGACUACAAGCGAGACGAAUUCCUCGGACAGUUCUUCAGAGGGUCCAUCGCUGUCGAGACGCGGCACUUAUGCAUCCAAGGCAACGACGACCAAUGAAAAGAAGACCCUUUUGGGUUGGAUCAAGAAAACAUGGGAGAAGACGGGCUUGGACCGACCAACUAUCUUGUUGAUGAUGAAAGGUGGACUUGCGCCAGCGAUUGCUGUGUCAAUCUAUCAAGCCACCGAUGUUGCGAAUGAGUAUACCACUCUCGGUUACCUCAUGGCCAUUGUCUCAAUCCUUGGCUUCGCUAUCAUGCCGAGGGCCAAGUUCAUCCAAAUGAUAAUCUUUGACGUGUUGGCCGUCUGUAUUGCGGCCUGCUUUGCACUGUUGACGAUGUAUUCCAGUGUCAAAGCACGCGAACAUACAAGCAACCAGACCACCGGCCAAUCCUACAACUCAUCAGCAUCUGCCGUCAGUGGAGUAUGGCUUUUCUUCCAGAUUUGGCUUGUACACACGUUCCGUGCCAAAUACCCUCAAUUCCAAUUCCCCGUGAUCAUUUACGCCAUUUUCGCCAACGUCUCAUCUGUUUAUGCCCCGCAGAUGGUGAAUAUGACAGCCGCAAUUACCAUGGUGGAACAGCUGCUCAGAACAUUUCUAUCUGGAUUAGCCAUUGCCACCGCUGUCUCGCUUUUCGUCCUUCCCAUGACGUCACGCACGGCUGUCUUCAAGCAGAUGGCAGGCUACAUUGGGGGUCUUCGCUCUGCAUUGGGUGCCCACGCAGUCUAUUUCGAAACCUUAGAAAGCGACGACAUGUUCGGUCGGGCCGAAACAUAUGACGACUCGCGCGAAAAGUUUGGCAAGAAGGGUAAAGUCUACAGUCCCGAGGCCGAGGACAUUCGAGCUGCGAUCCGGCAAAUCACAGAUCUGCAUGCCAAAUUGCAUGGAGAUUUAUCUUUCGCAAAAAGAGAAUUUGCGCUUGGUAAACUGGGUCCGGAUGACCUGCAGUUGAUCUUUCGCCACUUGCGACAAAUCAUGAUUCCUGUGGUCGGGUUGAGCUUUGUUGUCGAUAUUUUCCAGAGGCUGUCCGAUUACAACAGAUGGAAUGCGCCGCUGGACCCGAAUGCCGAAACGGUUCCUGAGGAGAUUCGCUCCCGUGCUGUGCGCGACUGGAAUGAUAUUAUGCGGGCAGUGCAUGAUCCUUUCGCCGAGAUGAUCCAGACCAUUGAUGAGGGACUACUGCAUACCUCGUAUGUCUUCCGACUGACAAAGCCGCCCAAGAAAACGGCAUCUGCAGUACCUACGAAUAGUGAAGCUGGAGAAGAGCCGAGAGAUGUAGAAGCUUCGGCAGGAAAUACCGCGCCCGGGGAGAAGGGUUUCACAGCUCAUUUUGAGAAGAAACUGGGGGAGUUUAGAAGCGCGAAGCGCAUCGCUCUUCAGACUUGGGCCGAGGAGAAGGGAAUCAAACUGCCACCUGACUUCUUUGACCACCCUUCCUCCAUGGGAAGUUUGAAGGGCGACUUUUUCUCUGCGUCUGCCUCGUUCCAGGAUCGAAGUCGACGACAACUAUACCUUUUCCUCUACAUGGAGCAACUGCUUUAUUCGACUGGAAAAACGGUCCUUGAGUUCGUUCGAUACGCUGAUGAUGUUGCCGCCAAGGGGAAACUGUCACGAACUCGACUCAUCAUCCCUGGUUCCAAGCGCAUGAUCAAAUGGGCCAAGAGCUGGUUGAAGCCCGAGGACAGCCAUGAAGAUGACAACAUGGGCGAUGUACAUGCGCAAAAUAGCAGCCUUGAGCUUGGCGAGGCAUAUAAGCACCGCAAAGACCCUGAGCACCUACCACCUAAUACUGCGUUCCAAAAGAUCGGCGACAAAGUCCGGGUGAUUCCUUGGUUUCUGCGCUCGUUCGAAUCUACCUAUGGAUUCCGAGUUGCAUGCGCAACCAUGACGAUCGCAAUUGUGGCUUUGCUACGUGAUACUCAAUCUUUCUUUACAAAACAACGUCUCGUGUGGGCGAUGAUCAUGGUAAAUCUCAGCAUGUCCCCGACUUCUGGGCAGAGCAUUUUUAGCUUCGUGCUACGAAUUGCAGGUACAUCCAUCGCCAUGGUGGCAAGUCUUUUAGUCUGGUAUAUACCGGGCCAGAAGACCCCGGGGGUUAUCGUGUUCCUCUUCCUCUUUGUGUCUUGCGCAUUCUACGUUCCCAUCAAGAUCUUCCGUUUCCGUGUCAUUGGAAUUAUCAGCAUCGUCACUACGACCAUGAUUAUUGGGUACGAGCUUCAGGUUCGCAAGGUGGGUGAGAAGGUUGCCACCUCCAACGGGCAGCCGUUUUAUCCAAUCUAUCUGCUCGCGCCGUACCGUCUGGCCACUGUCAGCGGAGGUAUUGCGGUCGCGUUCCUCUGGACUUUCUUCCCAUAUCCUAUUUCGGAGCAUUCGGUACUCCGUCAAAGUCUGGGCGCAUCGUUGUACCUCCUAGCCAACUACUACUCUAUUAUUCAUGAGACAAUUUCUGCUCGCAUGCGCGGGGACGAAGGGGAUAUGACACUCAAGAGUUCUGCGGGUCGGAAGUUAGAGAAGGCUCGGCACAAGGUCUUCUCAAAACAGAUGUUGAUGUUGAAUGGGCUGCGAACCUAUUCAGAAUUCCUGAAGUGGGAGGUUCCUGUUGGUGGGAGAUUCCCAAAAAAGCAAUACGACUCGAUCAUUGUUUGUGUUGAAAAUAUCGUGAGUUACCUCAGUUUACUCGGGUACGCGUCGGACACCUUGAUGCGUCUCGGGGACGACGAAGAUGACGAGACAGGCUCAGCCUGGAUGCACGACUUCCGGCGGCUGGUCGGCACUGCCAACGUCACAACCCACGAGGUUACAUCUCUGCUAUGUCUCUUGUCGGCUAGCAUCACCAACCGGCAACCUCUACCUCCCUACCUCAAGGCUCCCCGACCUUACAGCUUCUCCAAGCGCUUGGAAGCACUUGAUAGUGAUAUCUUGAGUAUCAAGCACAUUGCCGAGCCGGGAUUUGCCGCAUUUGCAGUCUUGCAGAUUUCCACUCGUUGCAUUGUUGGAGACGUCGAAAGACUGAUGCGGCACGUGAAGGGCCUUGUUGGAGAAUUAGAUUUUUCAUUCCAUGCCGUUAGUACGAUGGAUGCUAGAAUUGCGGAUUCGAGAUAUACCUCACGUGCGCCAUCGAGAGUCAGCGUCAACGAGAUUCAGGCGGCAGAUCGCGAGAAGAAGGAUUGA